This is a messenger RNA of Plutella xylostella (diamondback moth), 1298 nucleotides long. RefSeq names its product tetratricopeptide repeat protein 12. The record is from RefSeq and is a predicted model, not a curated record. Gene Ontology annotation, biological process: sperm axoneme assembly; axonemal dynein complex assembly. NCBI's taxonomy places the organism in Eukaryota, Metazoa, Arthropoda, Insecta, Lepidoptera, Plutellidae. Gene Ontology annotation, molecular function: protein binding. Gene Ontology annotation, cellular component: centrosome; cytoplasm.
AUCAAACAGAGGCGAACAUUAACCUUCUUCCAAAGAAAACCAAACUCCAUUGUUCUCUAUGCCCGCAGCCUAGCAACCGUUGCCCGGCACGCCGUUACGUCAAUGUCACAUUCGUUUUAUUUUCAGACACUCGUAAAAACUAAAAACUCUCAUCACAAUGAGUUUCAACAGCAUUCUAAACAAUCCGGCUCUGAAGGACCACGAAGAGGAAACGAGAAGUGAGGAAUGGAACAACUUCGUCCACAGAGUGGGGGAAGUCUCUAGUUUAGUGAAGGACCUGGCUAGUGGAGACAGGGGCCGAGCUGAAGCAGCUCAGGCACUAGCUGACAAGUAUCUUAACGGCAAGAUAAUCAAAGACGAUGACUUGGAGUUGAUGAUCAAAUCUGACCGCACGGUUAUAAACAAGAGUGCCUUCCCGUCCGUGUCUGAUGGAGCUCAGGGUGAGGUGAGUAAAGAAGCUUGGAUGGCAGAGAUGAGUAAGGAUGCCGAGCGCCGCUUCUUGGACAAGCAAAUUCGUAAGGAGAAGGCAGAUACGUUCAAGACUCAAGCGAUGAAGGCGUUUAGACGACAGGAGUAUGACCGGGCCCUGUCCUGCUACAAUAAGGCUAUAGAACAAAUAAAGGACAACUCUAAUCUUUACUGCGAUAGAGCACUCACUAACAUCAAGCUUGGCAAUUUUGAAAAGGUGUUGCCCGAUUGUGACUGGGCUCUUCGAAUCAACGAGAAAUCUUUUCGCGCGCGCCUCUACCGCGCCCGAGCGCACAAAGAACUAGACGACAUAGACAACCUAGAGGAAUGCACCAAAGAGCUUGAAGAAAUGUUUCCUCAGCACAAGGAAUUGAUAACCUUCUUCAUGAAGACCUCAAAGGAAGAAGAUUCUGAAGAAGAUGACUGAGUUGUUGGAUAGUUGAAGAACUUUAUUUAACUAUAUUUUUUCCAUGUUCAACAGAAAUAUUGAAUUGAAUACAGCUAACAUGUUUGGUUAGAGCUAGAUUGUAGCACUCGAUACUAUCGCUAUCUCUAUACAACACCAAAGUUCUGCAUAUGAAAUGUUAAUUUAGCAGCGCUCAAUUCAGAACUCGAAAGCUGUUUAACAUAAAUUUAUUCAUAUUGUUCAGUAGUGCUAGUCUUUGUUAUUCCUAUUUCGUUAUUGUCAUUAGGUCUUUGAAUACAUAUUACAGUUUCGUGCUGUGCUAACGUGCCCCAAUUUGUACACAAAACCUACCAUUGAAUUUGCUUAAGUUUAUUUCGAUGUUAUUAAUAGUCGUCCUAAAAUAAAUAAGUAAUUAUUGAGUCAA